This is a messenger RNA of Phaeoacremonium minimum UCRPA7, 747 nucleotides long. Its product is annotated as putative endoglucanase iv protein. NCBI's taxonomy places the organism in Eukaryota, Fungi, Ascomycota, Sordariomycetes, Togniniales, Togniniaceae. The record is from RefSeq and is a predicted model, not a curated record. Bases 1 to 747 code for a protein of 248 amino acids. The transcript has 3 exons.
AUGCGCGUCCAAACACCCCUUCUGGCUCUAACAGCCUUCGUUGCCGACUUCACAUCAGCUCACGGUUUUGUUUCUGGGGUCACCGUCAACGGAAAAUGGACCGCAGGCGCUGACCCGGUGUGGUACUAUUACCCGACCGGUACAUCCCCAGUCACAGCUGGAUGGAACUCGCUCAACCAAGACCUUGGAUUCGUUUCCCCGAGCGCCUUCCAAACAACAGAUAUUGCCUGUCACAAAAGUGCCACUGCCGGACAAGCCUAUAUUGAUGUCAAUGCAGGAGACACUCUGAUAUUUUACUGGAACACAUGGCCAGAUUCUCAUAAAGGGCCUAUUAUCAACUACAUCGCCCCUUGCAGUGGAGAAUGCACGACCAAGACUGCAGGCAGUUUAGGGUGGUCCAAGAUCUCUCAGGGUUCGAUCGUUACGGGCACAACUUGGGUCACCGAUACACUUAUCGCAAACAACUUCACAUCCAGCACUGUGAUUCCUAAGAACCUCAAAGCAGGCAACUACGUUAUCCGUCAUGAGAUAAUUGCUCUACAUGGUGCGCUCAACGACAAUGGGGCUCAGAAUUAUCCGCAAUGCUUAAAUUUGAGAGUGGGAGGAAGUGGAACCGUCACGCCGCCAACAGGUACCGCCGGAACGAGUCUCUAUACCAGAACUGACGCUGGUAUUAUGUUUAACCUGUACACGAGCUACACAUCAUAUCCCUAUCCGGGACCUGCACUUUGGACUGGAGCAAAUUGA